UGAAGCGUCUGUGGAAACCUCAAGCCGUCAGACUCGGCCGGGACCCGGCGAUGGCUCUCCGCUCGCUGAUGGCCUGCUGCAGCUGCUGGCUGCUGCUCUCAGCUGCUGAGGUUCCAAAUAUCAUCUAUCCGUUCACCUCCACCUGUGCAGUCGAAGGAUCCACCCUCACCCUCCCCUGCAGCUUCACACCCCUGACGUCUGUCACUGUCUGGAGGAAGACCAUUUACCUGAAAAUCGUCCGAGUCGUUUGGUGCAGGAACCAUCAGAUCUGCAACGGUGAAACCCCGACUGUAUAUGACAGUGAAAUACAGAGAACAUCUCGUUUUCAGUACCUGGGAGACAUGGAGACAGUCUGUACUCUACAGAUCAGGAACAUCCAGAGUUAUGAUGGGGGAACCUUCCGCUUCAGGAUGGAAACUAAUGAUACUGUGGGACAUUUUACAAACCAAACAGGAGUCACAGUCAAAGUUUCAGACGGGGUCCAGAUGGAGAUCAGCAGCUCUGGAAAUCAUUCAGAGCUCAGAAAAGGUGGAGCAGUCACACUGAGGUGCUCGUCACACUGCGCCACCCACCGGCUGGAGGUCACGUGGUUCAGAGAUGGCCACGCCCUCCCAGAGUCUGGCCCCGCCCUCCAGCUCAGCCCUCUGACCGCAGAGCAUUCUGGGAACUACACGUGUCGACUGAAGGCCAAGGCGAGGACGACGUCGCAGCCGUUCAGCCUGAAGGUGGAAGGUCUGGAAGGUGUAGCAGUGGAGCUGAUUGCUGAUGCGCUCCGUGGCGUUCUUGUGGCCGUGAUUCCUCUCAUAGUGCUCUUCUUCGUCAUCAGAAGAUACAAUGAGGAAAAAGCAGUGAAGGAUUCAGGAGCUGAAGGGAAUCAAGAGGAAGAGACGGGAAACAAGAGGAGGCGAAGACUUUGAGGCUGAUGUCCAUCCAUCCAUCCGUCCGUCCAUCCGUCCGUCCGUCCGUCCGUCCGUCCAUCUAUCCAUCAUCCAUCCAUCCAUUGAUUCAUCUAUUAACCUGCUUUAACUUUUUCCUGUCUCUUUAUUUAGUCAUCACUUUGUCUUUGUCAUUCUCUUUUUUAACAUUUGUACAAAUAAACCAUACU
This is a messenger RNA of Salarias fasciatus (jewelled blenny), 1105 nucleotides long. Its product is annotated as coxsackievirus and adenovirus receptor homolog. NCBI's taxonomy places the organism in Eukaryota, Metazoa, Chordata, Actinopteri, Blenniiformes, Blenniidae. The record is from RefSeq and is a predicted model, not a curated record. The transcript is spliced from 6 exons. The coding region runs from base 51 to 917 and encodes 288 amino acids.